CUGAACAAUGCAAGGACGAGUGCGUCGCCACCUCCUGCAUCAUGGGCGAGUGGACCAUCCUGGAGCGACUUCUGGAGGCUGCGGUCCAGCAGCACUCCACUAUGAUCGGCGCGAUCCUACUGACCGUAGUGGUUAUCUUCCGGAUCCUGAUCGUAGGAAUCGUCGGUGAGAAGGUGUACGAGGAUGAGCAGAUCAUGUUCAUCUGCAACACCAUGCAGCCGGGCUGCAACCAGGCCUGCUACGACAAGGCCUUCCCCAUCUCCCACAUCCGCUACUGGGUGUUCCAGAUCAUUCUGGUGUGCACGCCCAGCCUCUGCUUCAUCACCUACUCGGUGCACCAGUCGGCCAAGCAGCGCGAGCGCAGCUACGCCUUCCUGCACCCGUACAUGGACGGGGCCACCGUGGCCCACCAGGCGCACGGCCAGACUGGCCACGGGGGCCACGGCCGCCACGACCACCACGCGGCCCGCAAGCUGCGCAACAUCAACGGCAUCCUGGUGCAGAACGACAGCAGCAAGGAGGACCACGACAUGGAGACCAAGGAGAUCCCCAACAUGGCGCGCAGCCUGCCGCACGGCAAGAGCGCCAAGGUGCGGCGGCAGGAGGGCAUCUCGCGCUUCUACGUCAUCCAGGUGGUGUUCCGCAACGUCCUCGAGAUCGGCUUCCUCGCGGGCCAGUACUUCCUGUAUGGCUUCAAUGUGCCGGGGAUGUUUGAGUGCGACCGCUACCCCUGUGUGAAGGAGGUUGAGUGCUACGUAUCGCGGCCGACAGAGAAGACCGUCUUUCUGGUCUUCAUGUUCGCCGUUAGCGGCAUCUGUGUGCUGCUCAACCUAGCAGAACUCAACCACCUCGGCUGGCGGAAGAUUAAAACGGCCGUCAGAGGGGUGCAGGCGCGUAGGAAGUCCAUCUGUGAGGUGCGUAAGAAGGACGUGUCCCACCUCUCCCAGGCCCCCAACCUUGGCAGGACCCAGUCUAGCGAGUCGGCCUACGUCUGACCUCCGGGGGCUCCUGCGCCCCCCUUUGGGGGGGGCCUCCUCCUCUUGCUGGAGCGUACGACUGGGGUCUGGGGUCCCUUAGGGACUGGGCACCACCUCUAAACUCUCUAAAGGCCUCCACACCACCCCCGCCGCAGCCUCGCUCCAUCUCGUUAGAUUAAGCUUCAGUUAGGAAAGGACCCCAGGGUGCUGCGGCGGCGGCCGCCGGAGGGGGAGGAGCCACGUGGAGGCGCGCCCAGCGGGGGGGCUGAGCUCUGAGCUCGGCUCCGCCUAGGUCACACUAGGUGCCUUCUAACCUAACGCGAAAAAAAUAAAUAGGAGAGAAAGUAAAUACCUUAAGAGAUAUUAUGUAGAAAAAGUGUAGUCACUAAGGAUAGUUUUCUGAAGUCCCCCUUCGGCCUUUUCUCUUUUGGCAUCGCGGGGGCGGAGCUAAGCGGCUCCCCCCACCCCCCCCCCACCCCCUGCGUAUGUGUUGCGUAUGCAAGAGCUUCUGCGUGUCCAUGCAUGCGCAUGUGAGCGGCGAGCGGCCGUCUGGCGGGCUCAGACGGCCCCCAUGCUAAAGCUAACCCCGCUAAGAGAGAAUGCUACCUUUCUUUUAAAACUAUUUCUUGCUCCUAAAUCCAUAGGCUAGGUUAAAACUACGAUCUCCGGGAAACAUACAUCUUUCUACGCCAUUACCUCGUUAAAGAGUAUCUGAAACGAUUAGAACUCGAAAAAAAGAAAAACACCUAAAAGAAGACGAACGCAUCACCGCAGCCAACACCCCCAUGGCCUCAGCUCUGUAUAUCUCACACAGGGUACGGAGCUGCUGCCAUGACAACCACAUACAGGCGUUACCGAGCGCACCAUACACACCAACACCCCGUCACCACCCGUCCCUCGGCCCCUCGACCCCUCGAUCAUCAUCGCAACCGCCGGACGGUCCCGGCCGACCGGACCGGAACAUUCCGCAUCCCUCGGUCCGCUGGACCGGGAGACAGAGAGGUCCCGGCUCACCCCCCCACCCCCCCGGGAGAGACAAUGUACAUAGAGGACCGCGACGGGAACGCCGCCGGGAACCCCCCCGGAGACGCCCACCCCCGGAGACCAGCGGCCGCCAGCUCUACGGUAAACUACGGUCUGUUGUCAACGGGCUGCUAGCCCCCCCACCCCAGGUAGAGCCCCCCCCAUGGACUUUGAGAGGCAUGUUACCGAAGCAUCACUAGAAUGGAUAGAUUAUGAAAUGUAAACUUUAAACUAAAGACUUUUUGAUUUCUUUGCAUCCUGUGAAAUGUACUAAUCAGCAUGCGUUAAUAAUGACAUAUGAGAUACGGGACAGCAUAGGGCCGCUCCUGGGGUAUCUCAGAGGCUUCAGAAUUGCAGCAAUAAUAUAAAUAUAUAUAUGUGAAAAAAUAAUAUUAUGUGAAUAAAUCAUUAUGCAAAAUGUCCUUCCA
Messenger RNA from Gadus macrocephalus (Pacific cod), 2428 nucleotides. Its product is annotated as gap junction delta-2 protein-like. Gene Ontology annotation, biological process: cell communication. Gene Ontology annotation, cellular component: connexin complex. Lineage: Eukaryota; Metazoa; Chordata; Actinopteri; Gadiformes; Gadidae. The record is from RefSeq and is a predicted model, not a curated record. The transcript has 3 exons. The coding region runs from base 42 to 995 and encodes 317 amino acids.